Messenger RNA from Cynara cardunculus var. scolymus (artichoke), 4716 nucleotides. Its product is annotated as E3 ubiquitin-protein ligase RKP. Gene Ontology annotation, cellular component: cytoplasm; ubiquitin ligase complex. Bases 568 to 4395 code for a protein of 1275 amino acids. Gene Ontology annotation, biological process: ubiquitin-dependent protein catabolic process; protein ubiquitination. NCBI's taxonomy places the organism in Eukaryota, Viridiplantae, Streptophyta, Magnoliopsida, Asterales, Asteraceae. Gene Ontology annotation, molecular function: protein binding; ubiquitin-ubiquitin ligase activity. The record is from RefSeq and is a predicted model, not a curated record. The transcript has 12 exons.
UUCUGGCGAGGUCAAAAUCAUAAUCCAAACCCUAAUCUGUCUAUUGUUGAACCAGAAAUGGCGUCUGUGAUUUCUGAUUGUUGAUUUUGCUGCGUUUGCUAAGGUUAAGGGGAGAAAAGUUUCGUAGAGGGUGAUGGUGUCUAUGGCUUCAUGAUUUGUAAGUAGUUUGAUUUGGGUUUUAUCAUAGGAUGAUAGUAAUUUGAACUGGUUGCGACUUCAUGAUCUUGUACCCUUGGGAUUUGAGUUUUGCCGCAAUAUAUUGAUAUAGAAUUAGAAGGGGUGCUUAUUAUCUGAAAGGGAAACUGCUAAUCUACCGAAGGGUAUGUUAGCGAACUCCAUUUCAGUGGUUUCCAAUUUAAAUUGAAGCAAAAUAAUCAAGAUUUUUACUGUAUGAUCCUGAGUCCAAUCCCUAAUAUCGAAGUUGUUCUCAAACGCCCCUAAUUGGGUGAAAUUGGUGCUUCAUCUAUUAAGGUUUUGAAAUUCUGUUGUUAUUUGAUAUGCUUGACCGCUGAGGGCUGUCGAUAGGAGUCACUUUGAAGGGCAGUGACAUUUUUCCUUAUUUCACCAAUGGCUGAAGACAGCCAACGCAUAAAUCGUCUUGCUUCCGGGUUGGCUGUAAUAUUGGACGGUGAGGAUAGGAAGGAGAGUAGUCAGAGGAAUCGUCUUAUCUCAUAUUCUGAUGAUUUUGGUGAACAGUCACUUGAGCGAACUCUUGAAUAUGUAUUUGACCUCCCAUCCAAAACCAUUAAUCUGCUGACUUCUCAAGUUGAUGCUAAUGUAAUUUGUUCUAUUAUAAAGAACGAAUACCUGAUGCAUCAUAGAAUCUUGCAGAAUAUAGAUCCCUGUAGAGAAGGAGUAUCUGCCGUUGCUGAUGGUUCCGGACCCUACACCGUUAAAAUCGAGGAAUCAAGUGUAUGUGGUGAAUUCCAAGUUAUAAAACCACCUUUGCUGGUUGAGAGCCAUGCAGUCUUCAGCAGCGUGCGAGCAAGCGCAUGUGUAUGGAAAGGAAAAUGGAUGUAUGAAGUAGCUCUUGAAACUGCUGGGUUACAGCAGCUAGGAUGGGCAACUAUUUCUUGCCCUUUCACCGAACACACAGGUGUAGGCGAUGCUGAUGAUUCUUAUGCAUUUGAUGGGAAAAGGGUUAUUAAAUGGAACCUGAAUGCUGAGCCUUAUGGCCAGUCGUGGGUCAUUGGUGAUGUUAUUGGAUGCUGCAUAGAUUUCGAAAGUGAUGAAAUAUCAUAUUAUAGAAAUGGUGUUUCCCUUGGUGUGGCAUUUAAUGGUAUACGGAAAAUGGUCCCUGGGCUAGGGUAUUAUCCUGCGAUUUCUCUUUCUCAAGGUGAACGAUGCGAUUUAAAUUUUGGGGGUCGCCCUUUUAGAUAUCCUGUUCAAGGAUUCCAACCAAUCCAAGCUCCGCCAUCAACAAACCAGUUAGCUAUACAUUUACUUCAUUGUUUUUCGAAGUUGUUGAAUAUGUGGCGGGGGGAGAGGACCAGUCAUAAUUGUAUGGAGAAGUUGAGAAGGUUAAAGAGGUAUUUGCCUGUUGAGGAGCUAUAUAGUCCUGUUUCUCGUGGAAUAUGCAUGGAGUUAUUCUCAGCCCUUGAUGCAAAUGCAGAGAGUGUAGAAUAUAUAUGUUGGGGUCCUCUUUUGUCUUUCCUCAUGGAUGUUUUCCGCGAUCAAGCACCUCAUGACUAUGAAAGCUUGGAUAGAGUACUUGAUAUCUUACUUGAUUUCCCAGGGUCGAACUUGAUGUUUGAACACCUGCUUUUUGCCCUUUCAUACCGUUGCAAGACUGCAUGUAUUGUUUUAAGAGAAUGUCCAUAUUCAGGUUCAUAUCCAUAUCUUGCAUUGGUGUGCCACAUGCUAAGACGUGAAGUUUUGAUGGUUGUUUGGUGGAAGAUGUCAGAUUUUGAGUUCCUGUUUGAAGGAUUUCUAUCCCAGAUAAGUCCCAACAAACAAGAUCUUCAGUAUAUGAUACCUGCUGUAUGGUGGCCUGGUUCGUGUGAAGAUAUCUCUUAUGAAAAUAGCAUGAUGCUGACCACUAGAACUUUAAGCGAAGCAAUUGAUAAGAUCGAGGAGAAACAUAGGGACCUUUGUUGCCUGGUCAUGCAGUUCAUUCCACCUGUAACACCUCCUCAGUUGCCCGGCUCCAUUUUCAGAACAUUUUUACAGAAUAUUAUUUUGAGAAACAGGGGAGCGGAUCGCAAUAUACCACCUCCUGGUGUAUCAAGCAAUUCAGUUCUUGUUUCGUUGUUCACAGUUAUACUUCAUUUUUUAUCGGAAGGAUUUGCGACGAGGGGCUGUGGCUGGAUGAUGGGUUCUGGAACUAGUGGCGGGACCAAUAUUGGGUUUCUUCACAGAGGUGGCCAACAAAGUUUCCCCCUUCCACUUAUUCUUAAAAAUGAUCCUCAUCGAGUUGAGAUCCCGAGACUUGGUGGGUCAUACAGUCAUCUAGCAAAUUUUCAUCCUGUAAAUGUGGACCCCGAAGCAGAAGUAGUUCGGUGGGAAGAAGGAUGUACAGAUGAUGAAGGUACUACAAUUACACAUGGAGGUAGUCAGAAGCCGUGUUGUUGCUUAAGUUUGGAUGCCAACUUUUCACGAAUUUCUAAGAAUCCUUUUAGAUACACAACUAAAGCUUCUCAGAGCCACUGCAGCUCUAUUCCAGAGAGAACUGCUCAGGUGGCUGCAGAGUGCAGUGCUGGAAAUUUGAAUGAUGAAAUGGCAGACAAGCCUAGCACAAGUGACCAGUCUGAUUCCGAGUUCGGUUAUCGUUCAGUGCAGCAAAUGAGGGUUGUAGCACUAGAGAGCUCUCUAUCUUCCUCAACAUUAGUAGAAGAGGAACUUCUGGAUGCCAUGCUUCUGUUGUACCAUUUGGGCCUUGCACCAAACUUUAAGCAGGCGUCAGCAUACAUGUCUCAUCAGUCACAUUCAAUGUCCCAGUUGGAAGAAACCGAUAGACAAAUGAGAGACCGAAGCAGUGGUGAACAACUAAGGCGCUUGAAGGAGGCUCGGGGUGUUUACCGUGAAGAGGUUAUAGAUUGUGUGCGCCAUUGUGCUUGGUACCGUAUCACUCUUUUUGCCAGAUGGAAACAAAGGGGAAUGUAUGCUGCAUGUAUAUGGAUUGUCCAAUUGCUUCUGGCUCUUAGCAAAAUGGAUCUGGUUUUCUGCUAUAUUCCUGAAUUUUAUUUGGAAACUCUGGUUGAUUGUUUCCAUGUGUUGCGGAAGAGCGAUCCCCCAUUUGUCCCUGCAGGAAUGUUUAUAAAACAAGGACUUGCUUCAUUUGUUACUUUUGUUGUUACCCACUUUGGUGACCCAAGAAUAUCGAGUGCAGAACUAAGAGAUCUACUUCUGCAGUCAAUUUCUGUAUUGGUUCAGUAUAAGGAGUUUCUGGCUGCUUUUGAAAGCAACCAAGCUGCAACUCGUAGCCUGCCAACAGCACUAUUGUCAGCAUUUGAUAACAGAUCAUGGAUUCCUGUAACGAAUAUACUUAUCCGGUUAUGCAAGGGAUGCGGAUUUGGAUUUUUAAAGCAUGGAGAGUCUUCAUCGACUUCUAGUGUGUUUCAGAAAUUAUUACGCGAGGCUUGUCUCAAUGAUGAAGAAUUAUUUUCGGCAUUCCUCAAUCGUCUUUUUAAUACUCUCAGCUGGGCAAUGACAGAAUUCUCAGUUUCCAUUCGAGAAAUGCAAGAAAAAUGUCAGAUGAUAGAAUUUCAACAGAGGAAAUGCAGUGUUAUAUUUGACCUCUCAAGCAAUCUAGCGAGGGUGCUAGAGUUUUGUACAUGCGAGAUUCCUCAGGCUUUUCUGUCGGGGGCAGAUACAAACUUGCGUAGAUUGGUAGAGUUGGUUGUCUUUGUUCUGAACCAUUUGACUUCAGUUGCUGAUCCUGAGUUCUUUGAAUUGACACUUAGAAGACCUGGUCAGACUCCUGAGAAGGUCAACAGAGGAAUGAUUUUGGCGCCUUUAGUUGGUAUCAUCUUGAAUUUGUUGGAUGCUAGUGUUGUGACAGACAGUAGAGAGCAGAACGAUAUUGUGGGGAUUUUUACAAGCAUGGACUGUUCUGAUACUCUUAUCUCCGGAUUCCAGUACCUCUUAAAGUUCAAUUGGGCUGCAACCUUCAAGGGGGAUGUUCAUCUCACAAAACUCAGGCAACUAGAGGAUUUUUCUAGCCAUCUUAUCUCCCGAACGGUCAAAAGGGUGAGCUACGAAGGAGAAACAGAAAGCAACGACGAUAUGUGCUGCAUUUGCUACACUAGUGAAGCAGAUGCCAAGUUCUUACCAUGCACACAUGUUUCCUGUUUUGGCUGCAUAAACCGGCAUCUCAUCAAUUGUGAAAGGUGCUUCUUUUGCAAUGCAACGGUACUUGAAGUCAUUCAGAAUGAUGCGAAAACUUGUGAAAUAUAAGUGCACUUUCGCUUCUUUCAUUAAGGUUCCUUAUGGUUGUCUUCUUUUUGAAGGGAACAGCUUCAUGAAUUCAACUCUGGUAAGGACACACUGAAUCAAAUUUAGUUUGUAUCUUUAGAAAUAUAUGGGCAAAGAGAAAUGCACAAACUUAAAGAGUAGUUAUUCAUAGAAUAUAUUAGUGGUAUAAGCGUUAUUUUGCUAAAACUUAAAACGUGUUGGCUGGGUAUUAGGAUGCUUAUGAAUUUUGUAGGGGGGCUGAGGGCGAUUAGUUCUGUAAAUUUGCAAUGUCAAUGAAAGGUAAAUCUUCUCUCUUUAUGGACA